Molecule: messenger RNA, 2574 nt
Organism: Aureococcus anophagefferens
Lineage: Eukaryota; Pelagophyceae; Pelagomonadales; Pelagomonadaceae
Exons: 18
Coding region: 1-2574 (857 amino acids)
Biological process (GO): amino acid activation for nonribosomal peptide biosynthetic process; secondary metabolite biosynthetic process
Cellular component (GO): cytoplasm
Molecular function (GO): phosphopantetheine binding; acyltransferase activity
Source: RefSeq, a predicted model, not a curated record
AUGGAUCCACAGCAGAAACUUGUGCUUCACGUUGGCUACCUAACGUUUGAGCAAAGACAUACGCAGGUCAGCUCAUUAUGUGCUCAUCAUGGCGGGGACUUCGCCAUGGGAAUUUUCGUGGGUGUUGAACCGAGCGGGCUGCAAGCUCUCGAAAGAGUUGGCGCUGCUGUUGGAGCCUUGUGCGAGCACAAUGAUGGCAUUAAGCGGUCUGUUGAAUGCACCUCUUCAAAAGCAAACAUCGGUCACUUGGAGGCAUCUGCGGCCGCGGCGAGUCUAACUUCACUCACCCUUGUGCACCUUGGAACGUCCGCAGUCUUCGGAAAUACGCAGCUGAAUUCUAUGCCAGCUGAUGUUACACUGGUCGAAAGUGGCGAUGCUAAAGAUAGCAGCCUGUCAUCACUUGCUCGUUUGAGUUCAUUCGGCUUCAGCGGGACUAUUGCACAUGGGGCCUUGAGUUCCACAUUAGUGUACCCUAUCACGGUCGCGAUAGAAAUUGCAAACAGCCUUCCAAACCUGCCCCGUGAUCCGUCAUACCAGACAAUGUACCAAAGUCUGUUUUUCUGGCAGCUUACGGAUCGAGUCAUGGACGGAGCAUGGGGUGAUGCUCUUCACAUUGAGUAUAACCGGGAUCUAUUCCAAGCAAGCACUGCAGAAAGAUUUGUUCUAUAUUUUAAAACACUGGUCACCUCCUUCGUGAAAGCAGGGGAUAGUGACCUCGUGUGGAAGCUAAAUUACCUUGGGGAGGAAGAGAGAAACACAUUAUUAUACAGCUUCAAUGAGAUGAAGCCAGCCAACUCUCCAUUGCAGAAUAGACACUGCACGCACCUGCGAGAUCGGCAGUGGAAUGCCGUAUGGCUUCAUGACCACAUGAUCGGUCACGCAAUCCCAGACAUGGUCGUGGCACUCCAAGUCAGCAAAUCUAUCGAAAUGGCGGUUGCAAUCUUGGGUGAAGCUUCAUGGUUCGUGAUGCAAGGUGCACUCACUUUCUCACGCAAGGGGAAUAUGACCAUAAUUUCCUCAGUUUAUUUGAGGCAAUUCUCUACAACUGCGCGUCAUCUUGUAUAUGUAAUUUACACCUCUGGUAGCACUGGGAAACCCAAAGGUGUCCUUGUGGAGCAUGCUGGUGUUUGUCUCGGUGUCCAUGGUGGUACGUGUGUGUUUCUAGAGAGCGGGCUUUCGCUCAUUGAUCUCGAUGAUAGUUUAAAAUUCACCAUACUCUACGAUGUACCCUCAGUAAUGGCACUUGUGACGGUACCGCAGAACGUGGCAUUGGUUCAAGUGAUCGGUGAAGAGCUUUCACACUCGCUCGUCGCUAAUUUACCGGUUGGUGUUGCCCUAUGGAACUGGUACGGACCCACGGAAGUCUCAAUAGCGGCCACAUUGAAGGAUGGCGUUACACUGUCGCGGCUGAAUUCCAUAGGAUUUCCUCUCGAAAACACCGUCGAGCUUUUGCCAAUCGGAAGCUAUGGGGAGCUCCUGCUUGGGGGUGUACAGAUAGCACGUGGUUACCUCAAUCGGCACGAGCUAACAGCUGAGCGCUUUGUUCCAAUGCCUUGGCCUACAGCCCACUCAAGCCGUGGCAUAGCGUACCGAACCGGAGAUCUGGCACGUUGGUGGCCAAAUGGCGAACUUGAAUUUGCUGGACGCAUCGAUUUUCAAGUAAAAAUCCGCGGCUAUCGCAUCGAGUUGGGGGAGAUUGAGCAUGCUUUACGCUCGCAGACUGGCGUCGUCGAAGCGGUUGUUGUGAUAUGCGCGACUGGUGAGUCUGAAGGGGGUCUAGUUGCAUAUUUGCGCCCCAAGAAUGUUGCAUCAGGGUGUAGCUCUUUAGGAGCUGUCCAUCUGGCCCGAAGGUUGAGUAUCGAACUCUCAAUGCACCUGGAACCCACCCUUGUUUUCAACUAUCCAACAAUUGAAGCAAUAGCUCUUCUUGUUCAGGGCGGAUGCCCCAAAGUGAGGCAGAAAGUGCCCCGUUCGACGCUUUGUGAGUGUCGGUCAAUCUGUUUUGUAGCUAAGCUGCAAGUCCACAAGCCGUCAGAUCUUGACAUGCUUUUGAUCUGCAAACUCGAUGCAUCUCGCGUGGCACCAUUUUUGCGUUGGGGAUGUUCUCCUCUGCACCAUGUCUCCUACACUGUCCCUUCUAGCAUGUCUUAUUUGGAAGCCCUGUCCGCAGAUCCUCGCUUCCUUGCGGCAUGUCUGGAGUUCUCUCUUGAUCUUCAUUGUAAACAUGGAUAUGCACGAGGUGAGGGCGGUAGUUUUUUCCUACUCGGCAGUAAUUUUGAGGAGACUCGAGCCCAAGUGCUGGGAUGUGCGGCACCAAAUGGUUUGUCUCAACGCAAUCUUCUCGAGUCUGUGAAAAGUGUCGGUGCUGCUAUAGCAGCUCUGUGUGUGAACUCAAAAUCGGCACAAUGCUCCUCAUCAAAGUCAAACUUGGGUCACCUUGAAGCAUCGGCAGCAGCUGGGGGUCUGGUGUCUCUCAUGCUAGUGGCACUGAAGAUGUUUAUGAUCACAGGAAAUGCACAGCUGAAUCAGUCUACUCCAAUGCACCCUCUAGCAACAAACACAUUGCGGACAUAG